AUUCCAUAAAUGUUCUUGGUUCAGAAUUUGUUUACACGUUGCCCUGCGAUGGACAAGUGUCCAAUCCAGGGUGUAUUUCCACUUCACAUGUUUCCAGCUUCUGUCCAGGCUCUGGAGAUCUUCUAUUUGAGUAAGGGUACCAAAGAACCAGCUGUUUUGUUGUUUUUGAACUGCAGUUAAAUGUUAACAUUUAUUCAAACUUUUUUUUUUUUUUUUUUUUACUUUAUUUUGAUCAGUUUCUAUAGACAUCUCUGAUUGUAGACUGACAUUAAAGUUGUGAAUAGCUGAUUUUAAUAGCAAAGAAGGACUGAAUCUGUAAUGAGAGAAGUACAUAUGGGUGUGAUGGUCAGGUUUCUACAUGCUUGAAGUAAUGGAGUACAUUAGAUUGUUGAGCAAUUCCUAUCCUCCACAGCAAACAGUUUCAGUGCUUAGACAGGUAAUAAUUUGUGCAAACUAUGCAGUUAAUUCUAAAGGAAUAUCCAUUUUUUUUUCUUGCAGCUGUGCCAUAUCCUGGAUAUGCUCAGGAAGACAAUGAGAAAGAACAGCAAAUAUGAACCAUAAAUUAAUACCAUACACGCCUGUUUUGUGAUUUGUGUAUUAUAAUAAAUAUCAAGGUUUUUUAAAUAUAGCAAAUUAAAGCAUCCUUAAAAACUGCCACUCAAAUGUUUUUGAACAUACGUUUGUCAGCAGAAUGUAUUUAGAAUAUUAUGCAAACCAGCAUUUGAGCCACUAGGUGGUGAACUAACCUAAGGUUGGACUGCUUUACAAGUCGUGUCUGUUUCUGUGUGUUCCUGUGUGUGGGUGUUAACGAACCAAUUCGCAGGUUAUUAGAUUACUGCAUGUACUAAAUGUAAAAAUCUGUGUGUGAUAAAGGUAGAAUUUGUGAAAAAAGGACAACAUUGUGACAACAUUCAGAACACCUUCUUAUGAAUGUAAAAAAAAAUCAGUAAUCUCACAAAUUAAACUAGUUUAUGUUUACAGUACCUAAUUUAAAUGACAUUGAGCCGUUUGGGAGCAAAAAGAGUCGACUCAUAGCUGAUCAGACUCAAAUGCUAUGAAAUCAUUAUGAAAUAACUAUCGGUCAAUAGGAAAUCACAAUAUUUCAUAUAACAAGAUUGAUCAUUUACAUUUAAUGACAAAUCAAUCAGCAUUCGGGCUAUUUGAUUUUAAAGGAGUUCAUUUUCUGCACUGAUCCGCUUAAUCUCUUACACUGCGUCGUUCGGUUGCUAUAGCAACCCCGAACGACGCGAACACCACCGAGUGCUUGAUCACGCUAAUGUCAUAAAGAAAGUGAUACAGCCUGGGCUCAUCUGUAAAGGGUCCAGAUAACCAGGACACAUUUCAAUACAAGCCCAAAUGCAGAGAUGGAAGAAGAAGGCUGCGCCAAUGACGAUCACAUAGAAAUCUGUACCUCAAAACUUUCAGGAAGCAAAAAGAAGAAAAAAAGAAAAAAGAGAUUGUGGAUCAAUCUCACCAACUGUAAAUAUGAAAGUGUGCGUCGUGCUGCUCGCAGAUAUGGUCUGCGAGAGGUUGGGGAAGGAGAAGACUGGAGCUUAUUUUGGACUGAUUUAUCAGUCUCUCUGGAUAGAGUCAUGGAAAUGAAGCGAUAUCAGAAAAUCAACCAUUUUCCAGGAAUGAAUGAGAUAUGUAGGAAAGAUCUCCUUGCACGAAACCUGAACCGUAUGUUGAAGCUCUUCCCAAAAGACUAUAGCAUCUUUCCCCGUACUUGGUGCCUUCCUGCAGAUUACAGUGAUUUUCUAGCUUAUGCAAGAGCCAAAAAGCAUAAGACAUAUAUUUGCAAACCAGAAUCAGGUUGCCAAGGACGCGGUAUAUUUCUCACCAAGUCCAACAAAGAUAUCCGACCAGGUGAACACAUGAUUUGCCAGGUGUACAUUUCUAAGCCAUUUUUAAUUGAUGGAUUCAAGUUUGACUUGCGCAUUUAUGUGUUGGUGACUAGCUGCGAUCCCUUCCGCAUCUUUGUGUACAAUGAGGGACUGGCUCGUUUCUGCACGAACCAGUAUAGUGAGCCCACCCAUAACACUAUGGAUGAUGUCUGCAUGCACCUGACCAACUAUGCCAUCAACAAGCACAGUGAGAAUUUUGUACAUGAUGACGACCAGGGAAGCAAACGGACGCUCUCAGCCUUCAACAAGUGUCUGGAGUCAAUGAGAUAUGACCCACAGAAGGUGUGGGCAGAUAUUGAUGAUGUAAUUAUUAAGACCCUCAUCUCAGCUUAUCCUGUUCUCAAUCACAACUACCACACCUGCUUUCCCACCCAUACAGCAGGCAAUGCCUGCUUUGAGAUCCUGGGCUUUGAUGUUUUGCUGGACCACCGACUCAAGCCCUGGCUACUAGAGGUCAAUCAUUCUCCUAGCUUCACCACAGACUCUAAGUUGGACCAUGAGGUAAAGGACAGCUUACUGUAUGACACGCUGGUGCUGAUUAACCUGGGGACAUGUGAUCGCAAGAAGAUCACAGAAGAGGAGAAACGUAGGGUGAAAGAGCGACUUCAACAGAAUCGUUCCAGAGAGGCCAGGAAUGAGGAACUUCGCCAGGCAGAGGCUGUCCGUAUGGAGCAGAUGCAGAAAUAUGAAGCCAAUCACCUUGGGGGAUUCCGUCCAAUCUACCCAACAGCGGGAGAAGACAAAUAUGAGAAAUAUUUUCAACAAAGCAGCUCUCUGUUCCAGGAGACUGUAGCCUCUAAAGCAAGAGAGGAUUGUUCUAGGCAGCAGUUGCAGGAGCUGCGUCUGAAGCAGGAACAGAAAGAACGAAAGCAUAAAGGAAAACAGAAGGAUCUACAAGGAGAAUCUGCAGGAGAAAGAGCCAAAUCGCGCAGAGGGCAAACGUACCACAUGCACACAAAACCACACUCUGAACUAGAAUCCAUGCCCCUUCCGACUUCAACAGGAGGGACAUCCUUGUAUCUGGAGUUGUCAAAAGAAGAGGAAGCAGAGGAGUUGGAACGUGUUAAUGCACUUCUUCAGCGAAAAAACUUGCUCCGGGACUUGGGUGUGGUUGAUCAGGUUUAUAAGCUGCUACACAGUAUCCAUUCGCAGCCUGGUCCCACCAAGGUCUUACAUAAACAAGGGAAUGUCUCUUUACCCAAACCACGUGAAAGUAUCAGUCAGUUGGGUUCUCUGACAGAUCUUUGGAGGCAUAAAUUACCUUGUACUGUGAGACAGCGGAUAGUUCCUCCAGGAGACAAGCCAUGCCAGCAGUAUUUGCACUCUCGCCUCAUGCAGCAUUGCACACCGCUGACUAUACUUGAUUGGAGGCCUCCCAGGCCAGUACUCAGUGAGCCAACCAGUUUUCAGCAUAUCGACCUCGAAACAAAAGCAUCUGAUGUUGAGUGGCAAAAGCUUCCAGAUCCCAGGAGGGCUGCUAGUGCACACCGUGUAGCCCGGACAAUUACUAGCCCUGGAAGUAUUAGAUCAUGCUUUGGGGAGUCCAGGAACCAGGCUCCAAUAAUGACUAUGCAACAGCUGGGAUCAAGACAACUGUGUUCUUCUCCCAUGUCCUCUGACCAUAAAGCCUUGCAGAAUUUGUUUGUCGUCUCCACUUCAGCCCCUCUUGUCCCACGUCCAGGUCACAGUUACACUUUCCACAAAGGCCACUUCAAAAACUUUCAGCAAGGACAAAGAUGAUAUACAAGUCUUGUGUUCUUGUUUUUGGAGUAUGAGAUAAACUGGUUGAAGGUGACCUGUUUUUUUCUUUUUCAUAAAAUAUUAUAUUUCUUUUAAUAACACAUAAAUCAGUUAUAACUGAGCCAUCAUAUAUUCUGAGCCAGAAAGCAAAGAAACCUUUAUUUACUUGCAGUAUUUUCUAAGUGGAACUGUGGGACAAUAAUUCACUGUUUAUUUUUUGUUCUAAAAGUACAAGUCAACUAUAAAAAAGUCUUUGUAGUGACACUGUGUAUUCAAAUAUCAUUACAGUUCUUUGGAGUGAUGCUACAUACCUGUUUUGUGAUUUCCUGGAACCUUUUUUUUUUUCUUUCAUGUGGCACUAAUAUAACCACACCCUAGAUAUCACCAAUAUGUCAUGGGAUCUUUGAGUUGUGGCAGUAAUAACAAUUAAAGUUUAAGAUAUGGUCCAAAUUAUUCUUUAGGGAAUCAAAAAAUCUUUGAUUGCCCUACAGUUUACACAAAAUAAGUAAACAAUAGACAAUCAAUUU
Molecule: messenger RNA, 4171 nt
Organism: Tachysurus fulvidraco (yellow catfish)
Lineage: Eukaryota; Metazoa; Chordata; Actinopteri; Siluriformes; Bagridae
Gene: ttll6
Product: tubulin tyrosine ligase-like family, member 6
Exons: 15
Coding region: 1365-3644 (759 amino acids)
Biological process (GO): microtubule cytoskeleton organization; protein polyglutamylation
Cellular component (GO): cilium
Molecular function (GO): tubulin binding; tubulin-glutamic acid ligase activity
Source: RefSeq, a predicted model, not a curated record